Molecule: messenger RNA, 6242 nt
Organism: Pangasianodon hypophthalmus (striped catfish)
Lineage: Eukaryota; Metazoa; Chordata; Actinopteri; Siluriformes; Pangasiidae
Gene: flrt2
Product: fibronectin leucine rich transmembrane protein 2
Exons: 2
Coding region: 915-2909 (664 amino acids)
Molecular function (GO): protein binding
Source: RefSeq, a predicted model, not a curated record
GAGAGAGGAGGGAUCUAGAAGUGAGAGAGGGAGACAGUGAGAGUGAGAGUGGAGGAGUGAAGACCGGAGCUCCGACACUUUUUCUCCACUUUUCCGCUCUUUCUUCUCUCUCUCUCUCUCUCUCUCUCUCUCUCUCUCUCUCUCUGUCUGUCUCGCGCUCGCUGUGGAAUUCGGUGAAGAGUCGCGCGCGGUUUAACGGGAGAUCUGCAGAACCGGAACCGGAGCCGGAGUGAGUGAGUGAGUGAGUGAGGGAAGAACAGAGGAAAGAAGAAGAGACGGAGGAAUAGAGAGAAGAAGAAGAGGACAGGAUGUGGAGGUGUCCGAGACAGAGCGCGAGCUCCUUUUCAUUACCGACCCGAGUUUACCGAACAGGAGCGGAUUUCCGGUGCGCGUGAGGAGCAGAACAGAGCAGAACAGAAGAGAAGAGAGGAGAAGAGAAGAGAAGAGAGGAAUUACUGAGUGGAUAAAGUGCAGAAGUGUGAGCUGGAUGAGUGCACGCGCGAGGAGAAAGGUCCUGGGCUCCAGAUGUCCCACUGCCUGAAAUUGUCCUGGGUUGAGACCCAGUGGAGUGUAACGGAGAGGAAAGGAGGAGUCGUGGGCUUCUCAGCUUCUCAGCUCCAGGGCUGCCGUUGCAAUUUCACACAGGCUCUGGGCCAAACAAGUCCUGCCGUGCUUUGAUAUUUUAGCAUGGAUGGCGCCAAUCAUGGAACCUCUGACCUCGAAAAAGAGAGCGUGGCGCUGAGGUGGAGGACUAGCAAUUAUCGAAGGAUUAACCCCGGACUUCCUCUCUGCGAACUCUGCAUUAGUGCGAUCCUAUAAAGCACCUUGGUGGAUUUACUUCUCCUCCUCUUAAACCACAGAUUUUGUGGGUGGCUUUGAGGUUUUUUUCUUUCUUUCAUUCUCAUUUUCCCACAAUGGAGUUCCAAGUCGGACGGUGGAAUAACGAUUGGACCUCAUUUGUUCGAUUUUGGUUUACCGUAUUGCUGAGUUUGCAUGUGCAGUUCGAUCUCGUUGCAUCAUGUCCCAAAGAGUGUCGUUGCGACAAAACUUAUAUUUACUGUAAUGAGAGGAGUUUGACAUCUGUGCCUCUGGGUAUUGGGGAGGGAUACAAGUUCCUCUACCUCCACAACAACCAGAUCAACAGCGCUGGAUUUCCGAUGGAGCUCCACAAUGUGGCAUCGGUGGAGACUGUCUACUUGUAUGGGAACCAGCUGGACGAAUUCCCUCUCAACCUUCCCAGAAAUGUAAAAAUACUCCAUUUACAGGAAAACAACAUUCAGACCAUUUCCAGAGCAGCACUUGCCCAGCUACCCAAGCUGGAAGAACUGCACUUGGACGACAACUCCAUCUCCACAGUUGGAGUGGAGGAAGGGGCUUUUCGGGAAGCGGUAAACCUUAAGCUCCUCUUCCUCACCAAGAAUCACUUGAGCAGUGUUCCUAUCGGAUUACCAGCAGACCUUAAGGAACUGCGUCUGGAUGAAAACCGCAUUGCCGAGAUAGAUGAAGGAGCUUUUCAAAAUGUUACCAAUCUACAGCGGCUGUUACUGGAUGGAAAUCUUCUGGAGGAUGAUGCCAUUGCUCCCGGUACCUUUAAGAACCUGGUCAACCUCAAAGAGCUUUCGUUAUCCCGGAAUUCUCUCACGAUGCCACCACCUUUGCUUCCUUCGGUGUCUCUUACUAAACUGAACCUGCAGGAAAACCAGAUUAAAGACAUCCCCGUUUUGGUUUUCUCCGAGCUCAGGAAGCUUGAGAAACUCGAUCUAUCGACUAACCUGCUACAGACUGUACCACAGGGUGUGUUUGAUGGGCUGAGAAGCCUGACAUAUCUCAAUGUUCGAAGCAACCAUUGGCGCUGCGAUUGCGCUAUCAAGUGGAUUGUCUUUUGGCUGAAGUCCUUGCCAUCUUCCGUGAACGUCCGCGGAUUUGCAUGUCACCAACCAGACAAGCUAAAGGGCAUGAUAAUCCGAGAACUCAACCUUGAUGUCCUUCAGUGUCCGGCUAGUACUGAAAUCGAUCCGUGGCUGACUCGCUUACCUCCGUCUCCAUCACCGCCUCGUAGAACCACCAUCCCUCCCAGAACCACCCCCGUCACCACCAUGUCAACCACAGUUUUCCACCCAACCACAACCAAUCCCACGCCUCCAGUGCCCAAUUUCCCGCCUGCUCACUAUCCUCCCUACGAAGACCCUUUGAAAAUAUCCUUGAAUGUCGUGAACAGCACAUGCGUGGAGGUUAGCUGGGAAUCUUAUUUCACUGUGACGGCUUACAAAGUCACCUGGGUCAAGAGGAGUCAGAAUUUAAUGAUGGAUAUUAGCCAAGAGAGGACGGUCCCUGGAGAGCAACGGAGACUUAACUUGUACGACUUGGAACCUAGAUCCAAGUACCGGAUCUGUGUUUACAUUCUGGAUUCCUUAAAUAGUUACAGACCCGGAGAGGAUACGAUCUGUUCAGAGAUAAGGACCAAAUCAGCCUCGAAAAACUCCAACAAUCCGUCUGAGUUGGAUCAGGUUGCACAACAGGACGUCAUGUCUACGUUCCUUUUAGCUGGCGUGAUCGGGGGCGUUGUGCUGAUUGUUUUGAUAAUAUUACUUAGUCUCUUUUGCUGGUACAUGCACAAGAAGAGCAGGUCUUCCUGUUCCUCAUCCAAAUGGAAAUACAACAGAGGCAGGAGAAAAGAUGACUACUGUGAAGCCGGCACCAAGAAGGAUAACUCCAUCCUGGAAAUGACCGAGACCAGCUUUCAGAUUGUGCCGCUGAACAAUGAGCAGCUUCUGAAGGGCGAUUUCAGGAUCCAGCCCAUUUACACACCCAAUGUUGGCAUUGGAUACAGAGACUGCCACCUCAGUAACAACAGCAUUGUUUACUGCAAGAGCAGCAAUGUUCCUGGUGUGGAAUUUUGCCACACGUGAUGCUUUGACCAUUUUUUACAGACGUAAUAAACAUUCACUGUACGAUUGUACAAUGCACACACACAGUUUUAUAUCUAAAUCAAAAUCUAAAUAUGAAUAUAUCCCCAUGGUAAUUUAUAUUGCAGAAAAUUACGUGGAAUUCGGCUUUGGGUUUGUUCUUUAUUUUUCUUAGCAAAUGGUUUUGUAAUUAGCGUGGACCUGGUGUAAGUCAGUUGUGUUUGUACAAUCAAGGCUGGUGUUAAGUGCAUUAGUCCAGGUUUUCUGCCUCUCGGGUGUGAACGUCGAUACCUCGCUGAGAACCGAAACACAAACCCCUGCAGAGAAACAGUAGUUAAGAUAACAAACUGGUGAGGAAAAUUAAACACCGCUGAUUAGCCUGCAGUGGAAAAAAUAAUACAGGAGCGGAGCUGUUUUUACUUUUUUUCGUGCAGUCUUGUUGUCGACGUGGCGGAGUGCAGCAGUCGUUCAGGAAAUUGAGCUUUUUGUGAAAGUCACAUCUGAACAUGGUUACAACAUUUCAACACCACAAAAGCUAGCGAGGGGCCAAGAGAAAGAGCUUGUGAGUUGAUCUACAAGCUGGUGUAGUGUUUGGUUUGGCUUUCUGCCACCAGAGGGCAGGUUUUUUUUUCCUCUGGAGGAUUCUUUCAACCAUUAACCAAACGUUACAGAUCCAGUACCACUAAUUUCAUAUUGCUUUUUUUGUUUUUGCCGUCGUGUUUAGAUUUUCAUGUCAAACAAAGUCAAACAUACAGAGGGUUGCUGGGGUUUUGGGAGGUUUUUGGAGCAGGUGUCUAUGAGCUCAUACACUCAAUCACUGGUGUUUAAUGUCUGUGUGUCUCGCUCUGGAGGCUCCUUACAAAUUAUUUUAGAGGAUUUACAAAUUAUACACCCUUCCUAACGAGCACUGGAGUCUGUGGUGCGUUAUUAUCUCAUACAAUAAUGUUAUUUUUGGUCCAUCUUGAGUUCGACACCUCGUAUAGUCGUCCUUUCUGCCUCUUUCACUUUGCCGGAAAGCUAGAUCUCUCUGUUGCCUGUUUUGUGCUUAUAUGGUUACAGGUAUGGCUCGGAUUUUCCUCUGUUUUCUUUUUACUGAUCAAGUGCUACUUUAAUCAGGCAGCUGUUUAGGUAGGAUGAUGAAUUGUAGAGCAGCAAAAAAUUGCUUCUUGAAUCCGAGCAAAGUGGUAUGUGCCAGAGCUCGGUUUGCCCUCAGAUCCCUGCAUGAGCGCAAUUAAAACUAUUUUUAAUGCUGCGCUGGUUUUUCCAAGCCAGGGCGCCUGCUUAGGGAUGGCGUUUUUUUUCACUGUGGAGAACUCCUUAUUAUGCACUGUUACUCGCUGACUUUAUUUGCUUUGACAAGAUUUUAUUUCGUGGGUCAAGUUCAAAGGAUCUCUCCCUUCUCGCUCAUAAUCCCUGGUUCUGAAAAAAAGGAAAGAAAGAAAAAGAAAAAGGACGAGAAAUAUGUAGAGGUUAUUUUCGCCCUGGAGGAAUGAAUCAGGAAAAAGAGACAGAGAGAGAGAGAGAGAGAGAGAGAGAGAGAAGAGGCUGAUUGAAAGCGUUUAACCCUUUGGAGACUGGCAGGGUAAUAAUUUUGGAGAAAUAAAGCCAGCUUGUGAACAUCAUCGAGCUCAGAUUGUUCAGAGCGCAGACGUAAUUCGAACUCCACAUGUUCGAACUGUAAAAAAACCCACAAGUAUUUUGUUCAUGUAGCAAAAACAGAUGUGUCUCUGAGAAAGAGGAAAGAAAAAGCGCUACUGGACUUAUGCGGCUGUCGAAGUAUUUUUCUCAGACUGCGCUGACCCUCGUUCCACACAGCCGGAGUUUGUGUUUGAGAAUUGAAACUUUAUUUUAUUCAGAACUUUUUCCUAAAAAAAAUUCCUCAUACACCAGAAAGUUCAUACACCAAACAACGUGCUGUUGUAGGAAAAGCAUCAACUUCAGGGUGGAAGCAGGAACUCCGUCACUACGUAUUUUAUUGCUUAUGUAUAAAGAUGCAGCUGAUUCAGCAGUAUAGAGCUUUGAGGCUAAAGUAGCUAGCGAGUAACGGAAGCCUGUAGCCUCCAGGUUAGCAUCGUACACUUAUUCACUGCAUGCUGAUUUCGUUAUAAAGUUUACACGACGCUAAAAUGGCACCACUUUGCUAAUGGAACGCAUCUGGGGUAAAGAAGUGGUUUUUUUCUGAACGGCUCUUUUAAAAGAACGUUCUACCUGGACGACGUUUUCAUCCUGAACCUCGGCAGCAUCUCUUUCUUGCUCUAAACGACGUGAUCUUCGUACUGGUCUAAAAUUACGACUUUAAAAAAUUAAGAUCCUGGCUUUUUUUUCUUUUCAGAAGCACAAACGCUGCCGGUGGAGCCUCGAUGAUUACGGGCUCAUCAGCUCCUGCUUACUUGGCGAUCAUGCUAACGCUUCGAGAAUGUGAGCACAGAAGCUCAGAAACAUUCGUUCACGUUGGGCUUUUUUGUGAAGACGGAUUUUAAUGAAUAGUUGUGGAUUUAAUGCGUCAUGUCUCAUAAAACUGUACAAUCUCUCUCUCUCUCUCUCUCUCUCUCUCUCUCUCUCUCUCUCUCUGUGUGGUGGAUUUUAUUCUUCACGAGCCGACGUUCACUGAUUGAGUCCAGACUGUUUUUUUUUCUUCCAAAAUUCAUGACGAACGGUUUUAAUCAUCAGCUGCACCUCUAAAGUUUCAGAGAAAGAAAGCAGGAGUGGAAAUUACCCAGACGACAUUUUGCAUUUUUGCCUUUUAAUGACGCAGUGACUCAGACGUUGAUGUUUUGUGUUUAUUUGCAGAGCGUGUUCAGGGGUUCGGGACUGAGUGACUGAUUCGCACCGAUUCAGAUUGGAAUAAUUAGCAGAAACGGUUGUGAGGCGGAUUUGAGCAAAACGCGGUUGCAAAUUAAUGAUCUACAUGUCCUUAAAUCUUCCAAAUCUCAAUCAUUAUUUAAUUAUUAAUUAUUUAAUUAUUUAAUUUGAAUAAAGAACACACACUUGCUUAUUUUGGAAAACCAAGAAAAAGCCAUAACGUCUGUAAAUCUCGAGCGUUUCGAUUAUUAGCUUUACCUCCAGCUCCAAAACAUCAUCACUACAUCACAACAUUUUAUUUUAUUUUAUUUUAUGGGUUAAACUGGAUAAUCCCGAGAGAUCCACAGCAACCAAAGCGACUUUUUCUUCAUUUUUUUAAAUUUCACAAUCUCUUUGUUGUCUCAUGUACGUGCCUUGAAAAUGACUUUACAGUGUAGUCCUCGACACCUUUAAUGUUUUUUGCACAAAUUGUACAUAAAGAGGUUUUUUCUUUGUUUUUUGUUUGUUUUUUUAAAUAAAGAAUUUGGAUUUGAA